Atta colombica is the source of this 1593-nucleotide messenger RNA. Its product is annotated as esterase E4-like. The record is from RefSeq and is a predicted model, not a curated record. The transcript has 8 exons. NCBI's taxonomy places the organism in Eukaryota, Metazoa, Arthropoda, Insecta, Hymenoptera, Formicidae. The coding region runs from base 1 to 1593 and encodes 530 amino acids.
AUGGAUAGACCGAUAGUGACUGUGAAACAAGGAAAACUGCAAGGAAUCUUUGAAGAAAAUGUUCUUGGAUCUCGUUAUCUCUCUUUCAAAGGCAUACCCUUCGCUGCUCCACCAAUACAUGAAUUGAGAUUUAAGGAUCCCGAACCUCCUGCUCACUGGGAAGGUAUUCGAGAUGCUUCUAAAAAUGCUGGCGAUGUUUGUGCACAGUUGAAUGAAGCAACUGGAGAGGUCAUUGGCAGCGAAGAUUGUCUUUAUCUUAAUAUUUACAUAUCAGAUGAUAUUUAUCAGAAAACAGAAAAUCCAGUUAUGAUUUGGAUUCAUGGUGGGGGUUAUCUUUGGGGUUCUGGUAAUGAUACUAACGUGCGACCUGAUUAUCUUCUAGCAAAAGGUGUCAUUUUAGUGGCUAUAAGCUAUAGACUUGGUGCUUUUGGUUUCUUGAAUCUUGAUCAUGAAGUAGCAAGUGGAAAUCAAGGUUUGAAAGAUCAAGUUGCCGCAUUAAAAUGGAUCAAAGAAAAUAUCGAGGUUUUUGGCGGAAAUCCAAAUAAUAUCACUAUUUUUGGUGUCAGUGCAGGUAGCACUUCCACGCAUUUCUUAACGUUAUCACCGUUGUCUAAAGGUCUCUUCCACAAAGCUAUUCUUCAGAGUGGUAUAGUUACAUGUGAUUGGGCGAUGAUAAGAAACCAACCAGAAGCCAAUUCUUUUAAACUUGCAUCUAAACUUGGCAAUGAUUCUAAAGAUCCUAAAACAGUUGUUGAGUUUCUCAAAACAAAAUCCUUUGCUGAAAUCACCCAAGCACAAUAUACGGUUCUCACUCCAGAGAAAGCGCGCACUCUUUUUGUCCCAUUUGGACCUACAAUCGAUAAUAAAGCAAAAACACCUUUUCUUCCAUGUCCUAUCUCUCAAUUACUUGAUGAUGGCAAUAAAAUACCAAUUAUGAUUGGUACUACUUCUGAUGAAUAUAUCUUUUUCCUUAGAGAUACCAGUGAAGAAACUUUGAAGACAAUGUAUACGGAUCUACCACUAUACAUACAAAAUUUUACAAACUCGCAAAACGCCUUAAAAAUAAUGCAAUUAACUAAACGAAUUAAAGAAAAAUAUUUUAAUAAUAAAUCUGAAUUCACUGUAGAGAGUAUCCCAUCUAUUAUACGAUUUCUGAGUGAUCUGCAUUUUAAUAUUCCUAUUGAAGAUUUUGUGGAUAUGCGAAGGAAAAGGAAGCAAGCACCGACUUAUUUUUACAAAUUUUCCUACAUCGGCGAUCAGAUGACUAUAACGAAGCUUUUGGGGAAUAAAUUGACUGGAACUUCUCAUAUUGACGAUAUGUCAUAUCUUUUUUAUCAACCUAGCUGUAAAAUUAAUGAUCCUGCUCCGCCGGCAGUAUAUACAAGAGAUCGAAAAAUAUUAGAAAUUCUUACAACAAUGUGGACUAAUUUUGCAAAGAAAGGACAUCCUACACCUGUCUUAGAUCAGUAUGUAACUACUAGUUGGGUACCAGCAACAAUGAAUUUUUUUAACUAUUUGGAUAUCAGUGAUGAUCUUCAAUUAUUAACUAUCACUAACCAUGACAAUUCAUUGGCCAAAGAGGUGGAAUUAUAA